CUGACUGAAGGGGAUAAAAUCCGACUGUAUUGUGACAGUGACAUGUUUUGUUUUGUUAGUUCAAGGACAGUCAGGGUUAUCUUACGACCCUGAAUAAGACUUUUACAUUUAAGGAGGUUAAAGGCCUUUUUAUUACCGUACUUUCACAAUGCCAGGUGGUGGUGGUGUUAGAACUGGCUACGGUGCUCCAAAAGGUGUGACCACAGUUUGAGUCUGUGUUUCAGCGGUUGUAAAUGUGGAUCUAUGAGGCAUUUUUGCCAAGGCACCAUGACACAUUAACAGUCAUGUUUGUGGCAACAGAACAAGUAUGUUAAGCUAAAAACACGAUGUUUUCCGAACCACAACCAAGUAUUUUAUUUUUGUGCCUAAACUUAACCCGACCCUAGCGCAACAUCGUCUCAAGAUAGAAAUAGAAAAUGUAAAGAGGCAUUGCACUUAAAUCUAUCAGUGGUUCGGCAGAAACGUGCUUAGUUAACAUUUCUCCUGGCUAUAGAGUUGGUUAGCAUGCAAACUCCGGUACAUCUCUGUACCACAACUAGGCCUACAGAGAUGUGUUCCACACGUCAUGACUCAUCUCUUCAUUUUCUGGUGAUAACAUUUGUUAAUGUUUCUAAUGUUAAAAUGUUUACAUAUUACACCUUUAAAUGUCUAUGUUCAAUCUUAAAAAUAAGGAACAAAAAGAAAAGAGUCUAAUUGAAAAUCAUACAAUUUUCCUCAGAUUCUUUAUAUUUUUCAGGCUAGUUAUCUAUGAAACAGUUUGAUAAGAGGUGUGUGAGGUGUUCCGGUGACCAGCAGAGAGGGAGGCGCUGUGAGGACGGAGAGGGGGACCGUGAAGUGGAUGCGGCUCAUCGCCUGAGGAAGUUAUUGGAAACGGUGAAAUGACAUCACCACAGUGUUUUCGUGGCUUUGUUUGGCGCUCCUCCUGGCCACGCCCCUCCGCCGGCUCCAUCAUAAAGCGGCCGGGCCGUGCGUGUGUGUGAACCAGUUGAACUCUCAGUGUGGCCAACAGGUGCACCACCGCCUCCCCUGCACCUCGCUGCUGGAUAAUGCCCUCAGAGCGCCGCUCGUCGCUUUGCGCAGGGCUCCCUCGUCUGCACUUUGGACACUUGCGCGUUUUUAUAUCCUGAUCUCUUCCAGACGCAAACAUACACAUACAUACAAAAAUGCCUUUUCCGCCAAUCAGCCUCCAUCAGCGGAUCUCCUCUCCUGGCAGGGAUCUAUUCGGGAAAAAGAAAGCCAACGGAGUGCCUCCUCAGACCACUGAGCUCCCCAGCAAAUCCGGCAGAGAUAAAGCCGGCUCCGAGAAGGAGAAGCAGUCCAUUUCCUGGGCAUCCGCGAAUUUGCGGAAUCUGGGACGAAAACAGGAGAAGAGCAAAAGCCCAACUCAGAAGGCGGGCGGCGACCAGGAGACCCAGGGAAAAUGCUCCUGGCUGUCGGUGCCCAAACCUCAGGACUCAUCGGAGGGAGUCAGGCGCUCCAGCUCCAUGGACUCCGCCAGACACCUCCAAGGCAAAGAGGACGCGAAGAAGGAGAUCCAGUUCACCCUCAGCCUCACCCCCGAAGCCAUCCUUGUCAUCCAAAAACGGAAUCUAGAGAAACAGAUGAUGGCGAAGCAGCAGAAGUGCUGCGCCUCCGCGGACUUUCGGCACAGGCGAGUUUUCCCAUCCAAGAAGGCGCACGGAGGCUCCAAGGGCUGCGCGCCCGUCGCCAAGGUGGAGAACGCCGAGCCGGACAUCACCGCCAUCGUUAAGAUCUCGCUUUUGAACGAUCAGUACAAGUACGACGACGUGGAGUACGAGGAGGAGGACGGGGACGUGGACGAGACGGUCGUGAGGAAAUGUAAAGAGUGGCUGAAAGGGGUCGAGAACGCGGCCGCUCUGGGGAAAGUCGACAAACUUUCUGCACUCCCGCACCUUAAAGGCUGCUGACACCUGACUCCCGAGCUUUUCAUUCACCCACAGGCUGACAGCAGAGGCGGAGGACUCGUGAGGAGGGUGCAGGCCUGCUGCCGUGGCAUCUUUUGAAUUUUGAAGUCUUGUGAAGUAGAAACGCACUUGUCUAAAGGAAUGUGAAUGGAAGCGUCGACUCAAACAGACACUUUGGUUGGGGAAGUUAAAAGUCAUUUCUGUAUUGCACCGGGGUGAUAGAACAAUGACAGAACUGACAUGCAGCCCCUUCAGCAAGAAUCUGAUUUUUAAGUCUCUCUGGCGGCUCACGGGGACGACGCUUUGCGAGUUCAAUGCCUAACCAGUGUUUUUGUUUGAAAUGAAUACCUUAAUAUCCUCGUCCUUUUGCACAUGGUUUUUUGUUUUCAGUGGACUGGCAGUUUUGCCUAAAAAAGGGGACGCGAAACCGUUUCCUUUGUGCCGGAGAACAAUACAACAACAGGGCUUCAUGUGCGCCUGCUGCUGAAACCAAACUGGACUGUUUAUGUUUCCUCUCAUCAGAGGGUUAUAUCCUUUGUAGGGAUCUAUCAGUGAUGUACAGUAUUUAAUAUGGACUGAAUAUUUGUACUGUUGAAAUGUUUUUUUUUUUCUUUUCUCAGCUGAUGAUUUUAUGCCACUUGAAGUAAAAAAAGAAAGAUGCAUUUGGUUUUUUUUUUUUUAAAUUAUGCAAUUGUCACUGAGCCUUCUAAAUCUUCCACAAGCUGAUUUUGCGUUGUGCCUCUUGAAUAAUUCUGUUACAUGAUGCUGAUGUUGAAAAUCCUUCCCCAGACGGUGUUUUUUAAAAGGGCCCUUUUGUUGCUACUGUAGCUACCUUGGGCUGUUUGGGCAUUAGUGAUCUUCUAAGCUCCUUAGAUUUCCCACUAAGCAGGGUUGACCAGUGUGCCGGAGGGCCCAGGUGCUCGACCCCCCCCCCAGGAAAUCACCUCCAGUCUGCUUCACUUUGGUUGAAUCAAACAGCACAAUACAUAUGUGCAACCAGAGGCAGUUUUAGGACCCGAAUCUGGGAGAUACUUUCACCAAAUGUGCCAAAACUGUGUGAUUUCCAUCCAAAGCAUUCCCAGUCUGAAAUGAGAGCUUAAUCUUUACAUUCCCAUACUCAUGUGGCCUCAACUGAGCCACAAAGAAGCAUGUUUUUUUUUAUUAUAUAAGUGGGAAUGAACCACUGGGACAAAGAGCUGGUCAGGGGCCAAUCAAGGGCUGAGAGACAAACCAGAACAUGACUGUUUUCUGCAAAAAAAA
Molecule: messenger RNA, 3185 nt
Organism: Acanthopagrus latus (yellowfin seabream)
Lineage: Eukaryota; Metazoa; Chordata; Actinopteri; Spariformes; Sparidae
Gene: prr18
Product: proline rich 18
Exons: 1
Coding region: 1164-1928 (254 amino acids)
Source: RefSeq, a predicted model, not a curated record